This is a messenger RNA of Drosophila willistoni, 610 nucleotides long. RefSeq lists its product as uncharacterized. NCBI's taxonomy places the organism in Eukaryota, Metazoa, Arthropoda, Insecta, Diptera, Drosophilidae. Bases 39 to 545 code for a protein of 168 amino acids. The transcript has 2 exons. The record is from RefSeq and is a predicted model, not a curated record.
UCCUGUUUUAGUUACAAACGAAAAGUUACUGACGAAAAAUGCCAAAAAAAGGCAAAGGGUCUGAUUUGAGCCGCAGUACAAGUAAUGCUCGGUACUUGCGAAAUAGCAGAUCCAAAAGAACAAAAGUACAAAUCCAGCAACAAAAUACUGAUGCACGUGUCAGAAUGGUGCAAUUGCAAGAAGAGCCAGAAGAUACACGAGCUGAACGCAAUGAAGUCAUAAGAUUAGAACAACAACAAUCACGCCGUUUUACAGUCAAUAGACGAAGAACAAAUGAUCAACAACGACAACAGGUGGUAAAGAAAUGUCCGCAUUGUCAUGCUGUCAAAUUCAAAAAUGAGCCAGCUGGGAUGUGUUGCGCGUCAGGAAAAGUACAACUACCUGAAAUUGAAACACCACUUGAACCAUUGAACGGCUUACUUAUCGGCACGGAUCCAGAUUCUAACGUGUUCCUGAAGUCAAUUCGAAGAUUCAAUUCAUGCUUUCAAAUGACAUCGUUCGGAGUAACAUUCAAAAUCAGAGGGCAAGUUCAUCAUAAAGUUUAAUGGCUUACUGCUGCCAAUGCCAAACGAACUACAUAAGUUCUUACAAAGCAAGAGAUUGAUAUUGU